GCAGUCCUAUAUUGACUCGAUAGUCAGGUACUGUAGGAUAGUUUUCUGUGAAGCAAAGCAGCCGAAGCUGAUAGAGGUGGGGUGGUUUUUUGUUUGGGUUUUUUUUGUUGUUUUUUUUCUUUUCGGUUUUGGUUUUUUUACAUUAACAUGCUAAUGGACUUGUUAGGAAAAAUAUGUAGCAGGGGUGAAUCUUCUUUUGCUCUUUAAAACAUGCUUUUUUCCAGGUGUGUUUUUUCUCUUUUUUUUUUUUCCCCCUUCCAAUUUUGGUAGUGAAACAACCAGGAAACUCUGGAAACAGUGUUUUGGAGGUUUUUUUAAUUUUUGACACGUAGAAUGGAGUUACAGUGAUUCUGUGAUUGAUGGAGUCCAUCCAUUUGAAAAUAAGGCGUAAUUGCCUGAUUUUUUUUUUGGAAACUGCAGGACUGUAUGGAUUUGUUUCUUUAUUUAAACUUUUUAAUAAAUAAAUUGUAUUUGUGAUAGUGGAAAGCCUGCACACUGGUGUGAUGGAGUUCAUAUUUCUUGUUUUAUAUUUUUCUUUUUUUAUCUGCCUCUGUGCUUUGGUGUGCCUGUAUUUUUCUGGCUGCCAAGAAAUGACAUAUAAACAUGAAGGUAAGAAGUUACUGAUUAGCUCAUCUGAUUGCAUUACAAGGAAAUUCAUCCUGGAUCAUUUUCAUCAUGUUAGAUUAAGUACUCGAAAAUGAGAUAUUUAGAUGUAAAGGGAAACUACUUUAGCAGCAGAGAAAUCAGAUUAUUUAUAUGUAAGUAGAUCUAAUCCAAACCAUUAAAAAUAUGAGGGUAUAUUGAAAUUUGCAUAUAAUAUGGUCUAUGUGUCAUUAUUGAUUUAUAACAUUCUAAACUUUGAUGUUUACUGAGCACCAUACUUCAUCAGAAGGAUUAAUACUUGAGUUAUA
This is a messenger RNA of Grus americana (Whooping crane), 911 nucleotides long. RefSeq lists its product as uncharacterized. The transcript has a single exon. Bases 504 to 701 code for a protein of 65 amino acids. The record is from RefSeq and is a predicted model, not a curated record. NCBI's taxonomy places the organism in Eukaryota, Metazoa, Chordata, Aves, Gruiformes, Gruidae.